Molecule: messenger RNA, 2428 nt
Organism: Dromiciops gliroides (monito del monte)
Lineage: Eukaryota; Metazoa; Chordata; Mammalia; Microbiotheria; Microbiotheriidae
Gene: PRELID3B
Product: PRELI domain containing 3B
Exons: 6
Coding region: 128-712 (194 amino acids)
Biological process (GO): phospholipid transport
Cellular component (GO): mitochondrial intermembrane space
Molecular function (GO): phosphatidic acid transfer activity
Source: RefSeq, a predicted model, not a curated record
GUCGCUCCACGCUUCCCUUCUCGGCGCCUGCGCGUUCUGUUGCCGGCAAGUGGAAGCGGGGUGGUGUAACCUCUUUUCCCCUAGUGUCUCUUAGCGCCGCCCGGACAUCGUGCUGGUCGCUAGCACCAUGAAGAUUUGGACGUCAGAGCACGUUUUCGAUCACCCAUGGGAAACAGUUACAACAGCUGCUAUGCAGAAAUAUCCAAAUCCUAUGAAUCCAAGUGUAGUUGGAGUUGAUGUGUUAGACAGACAUAUAGAUCCCACUGGGAAAUUGCAUAGCCAUAGACUUCUCAGCACAGAGUGGGGAAUGCCCUCUAUUGUAAAAUCGCUUAUCGGAGCAGCAAGAACCAAAACAUACGUGCAGGAACAUUCUGUAGUUGAUCCCAUAGAGAAAACAAUGGAGCUUAAAUCCUCUAAUAUUUCAUUUACAAAUAUGGUUUCAGUAGAUGAGAGACUUAUAUAUAAACCACAUCCUCAAGAACCAGGAAAGACCAUUUUGACUCAAGAAGCCAUAAUCACUGUAAAAGGAGUGAGCCUGAGCAGUUAUCUAGAAGGACUGAUGGAAAGUACAAUAUCAUCUAAUGCUAAUAAAGGUCGAGAAGCAAUGGAGUGGGUAAUUAACAAAUUAAACGCCGAGAUUGAAGAGUUGACUGCUUCAGCAAGAGGAAGCAUGAGGACACCUAUGGCUGCAGCAGCAUUUGUAGAGAAAUGAUAAUGGCUGUUUAUAUGAAAUAUUACUAGGUCCACCAGGGUCUCUCCAGACUGAUGACAAAAAUAUUUAUUCAUAUUUGGUACUUAAGAGGCAUUUCUGUAUAUUAGCUAGGUAUUCGAUUAGCUUGGAGAAAGGCUGCAACUUUUGAUGGAAAAAGAGGGGAAGGUGCAGGGCUUCCCAACAUAUGGGAUCAACUGGAAUUAACACUACCCAAAAAUACCAUGUAAUAUCAAGUUUCCAACAUUUGAAGAUUUAAGGAUAUUUCAAAUGGAUACCUUGACCAGAAACUGGCAUGUUGAAUCUCUAAAAAGUUGAAUUUUAUAACAUUUAAUUCAUGAAACUACCUGGUUUUGGACCAACUCCAAAAUGAAGCAGAACUACCUUUUCUAGCAUGAUUUCUCAAGCAGUUUUCAUGUUGUAAUAGCUUUCUUUGGAAAGAAAGUAUAUUACUUGAUAUCCAAAUGCAGGCCUUUUUAUUUGUACAAAAGUAAUUGGCUUUGAAAAACUGUGGCAUUCUGAAUUGGUACUUAAGUGAUAUUUUUGUAGUGAAUACUGUCAUUAAAGUGAUAAUAACUCCCAAUGUACACUUGAUUGCAUUAUAUUACAGAGUACUGUAUUGAUUUGCCAAAAUUUUGUGAUAUAAUACAGACACGAUCUAUCUUGAUUUUGCAUUUGCAGAAAUGUGCAUCAUUUAGGAUGCUGAAUUGUGGGCAUGUGAUGUUCACUUCAAAAUUUGAAGAGGAACCAAAAUAAAAAAUAAAGUUAUUACCUGAAUUUAAGAGCAUCAUAAAAUUUAAACUAACAACUAUUUGCAUCUUUUAAGCAUUUCACAUAAUGCUUAAUUAACUGAUACAAAAAUUGCCGUGUGACUGAAUCAUGCAUCAAUAAUUGCUGUAGCAUGAUAUGUCAAAUUAUUUAACUGUAAAAUAGUUAAUUGCUUCUUUUUAUUGUAGUAAUUGACGACAAACAAGUCUUUUUUUUUUACAAUGCAUAUCCAUGGAUCAUUUGAUUUAAUUUCCAGUCUGAUUUGAAAUAUAAAUCCUAGGUACUUAGCUCUCUUUAUAAUCCUAUGGUGCCACUGCCAAAAGAAGGAACUUAACCACAGCUAACCACUAAGAGAAAUUGCACUGAAGCUUUUAUUUGUGGGAAGUCCUUUUGGUACCAGAGGGCCAACUGGAAUACUGAAAAGCUAUUCCAGAAAAUGUUAUAUUUUGUUUAAUAUUUCAAAGCAGAUAAUUGUUAACUGCUAAACAGUAUUUUCUGAUUCUUGUAAUUAUUUCUAUAAUACCGAAAUUGCAUAUGGAGUAUUUUAAAAGAAAGUUAGAUCUUGCCUUUAACUAUGCUUAAUAUAAGUUGGAACUAAUGUAAAGGUUUCCUACACUGUAAAGGUUUCCUAUAGAAAAAACUAGUAUGUAUGUACAUAAGCCACAGAAAUGUAAGUUUACCAAACUAUUUAAAAAUGAGUAUUUUUUCUAUUUAAAAUAUGGUUUAGCUUGAGACUUUGUUAGUACAUUUGUAAAAACAACUCUCAAAAUCCAUUAAGGUUUGUGAUUAUUUUUUGUAACAGGAGAUUGUUUUUACAACUGAAAUAUUUCAGCUAAACAAAAUACAGUAAAUGUUAAUACUUGAUAAAAGUUGGCUGUGUAUAAUUUCCGUAAGUUGUACUUGUUCAGAAAAAGGUGUAAUGCACUAAGGAUAAAAUAUUUCUAAACAAGG